This is a messenger RNA of Peromyscus eremicus (cactus mouse), 1148 nucleotides long. RefSeq names its product mediator complex subunit 19 (gene Med19). Gene Ontology annotation, molecular function: transcription factor binding; transcription coregulator activity. The record is from RefSeq and is a predicted model, not a curated record. Bases 254 to 988 code for a protein of 244 amino acids. Gene Ontology annotation, biological process: positive regulation of transcription by RNA polymerase II. Gene Ontology annotation, cellular component: mediator complex. The transcript has 5 exons. Lineage: Eukaryota; Metazoa; Chordata; Mammalia; Rodentia; Cricetidae.
AUCAGAAAAUGAGUUAGGUAGUCUAUUGGUUCACGUAGUUGUCGCUUUUCUACCUGAGUCAUUUUAUUGGCUAUAAGACUGCGAACUGCUUCCCGAACAGUGACGGAAGUAGUUGCCGGAAGAUGGUAGGCGGGGCCCAAUGCAUCCAAUGACUGGAAGCUCUUACGAGGACGAGGGUGGUACUCUGUGAAAGUAACUGUCCAAUGAAAGUCAUUAACGCCAGAUCCCGGGUAACGCAGGAGCCGAGGGUGCUAUGGAGAAUUUCACGGCGCUGUUUGGAGCUCAAGCUGAGCCCCCACCGCCCCCAAGCACCCUAGGCUUCGGGCCGGGAAAGCCGCCCCCGCCACCUCCACCGCCUCCGGGAGGUGGUCCGGGCACGGCCCCGCCCCCGACUGCGACCUCGGCCCCCGCGGGCGCAGACAAGUCGACUGCUGGAAGCGGGCCCUUUUACCUUAUGCGGGAAUUGCCGGGCAGUACAGAGCUGACCGGCAGCACCAAUUUAAUCACACACUACAACCUGGAACAGGCCUAUAAUAAAUUCUGUGGGAAGAAAGUGAAAGAGAAGCUAAGUAACUUCCUGCCUGACCUGCCAGGGAUGAUUGAUCUCCCUGGCUCCCAUGACAACAGCAGCCUCCGCUCCCUCAUUGAGAAGCCUCCUAUUCUUAGUAGCUCUUUUAAUCCCAUCACAGGGACCAUGCUGUCUGGUUUCCGCCUCCAUACUGGCCCGUUGCCAGAGCAGUGUCGGCUGAUGCACAUUCAGCCUCCCAAGAAGAAGAAUAAGCAUAAGCAUAAACAGAGCCGGACCCAGGACCCUGUGCCCCCAGAAACUCCAUCUGAUUCAGAUCACAAAAAGAAGAAAAAGAAAAAAGAAGAGGACCCUGAACGGAAAAGGAAGAAGAAAGAGAAAAAGAAGAAGAAGAACCGACAUAGUCCAGACCACCCAGGUAUGGGCAGCUCCCAGGCCAGCAGCAGCAGCAGCCUCCGCUAACAGAAUCACUGAACUCUGCCAAGGAUGGCUUUCCUGUUAUAUUGAACCUGCUGACAAAAACUGUCUUCCAGGCACGUGGGCACUGCCUCGGGGCAUCCAACAGCUAGACAGAGGCCAGCCCCUGCUGUGCUUGUGACUAAUAUACUUUAGAGAAGUGCCA